Molecule: messenger RNA, 1848 nt
Organism: Aspergillus wentii DTO 134E9
Lineage: Eukaryota; Fungi; Ascomycota; Eurotiomycetes; Eurotiales; Aspergillaceae
Exons: 2
Coding region: 1-1848 (615 amino acids)
Source: RefSeq, a predicted model, not a curated record
AUGCAGCACAGCAAAUCACCAACUCCGCAAUCGGCGGGGCCUCAGUCCUGGGAGGGUCCAGAUGAGUUCACGAUAGACGAUCUGGAGAAAGGAAUUUCUCCAAUGGAACACAAUUCUUCAUUCGACCCGUCAAUUUCUGAUUUUUAUCUUUUUGACCACAAUGCCCAACUCCAUGCAUCUUCCCAUGAUGGACUGUCCGCACUGCAGCGAUUUCCCUAUGACCAGAACUUCAGCAGCGGUUCUCAGGAAUCGUUGCAAUCCAGCCAAUACCUGCCAGCAGGACAAAUCGCAUGGUCUGCCCACAAUGAGCAGUGGCUGCAGAACAUCGACGACCCGUCAAGCGAACUGCAGCCUGGCUCUUCAUAUGAGUCAUUAGGUUUACACUCUCCUCCACCUGCCGCAUGGGAAAACCCCAAUCAAAAUAUGAGCAGCGAGCACAUGUGGCCCUCGCAGACAAGCCUACAGAGCACUUAUCCAAUCAGCCCAACCUAUCGUGGUCUCCCGAGGAGAAGAAGUCGGUAUCAUAUCAAAAGAACUGGAUCAAGCGUUACUCCUACCUUUAUCCCAAACCCAUCGAGUGCUCUUGAUCCUAUGCAGCGUUGGCAGGAAUCGCCACCGGAGGAUGAGCCAGCAUCGUUGUCUGCGAUUAUGGACACUUUGAAAAGCUCACGAUCAAGCAAUUCUCCAUCGAGCACUCGCGAUUUCCAUGGGUCCGAUCAGUUCAGAGGAUUCCGUCAAGCAAGAUCAACAACCAGCUCGCAAAGCAGCGCCCACAGUGUUUCAUCGCACCAUUCUGUCACUUCCAGCCGGUCCGAAACUUCGAGACAGUCGCAGGAUCCAUUGACGGCUCCGAUUAAGCGGUCUGGUGGACGUGUACGCAAAGGGAGCAGCAAGAAGCCCAAUCAGUCCAAGGAUAAGAGCCGUAGGUUUUGCUGUACCUUUUGUUGCGACCAAUUCAGGACGAAAUACGACUGGGCACGACAUGAGAAAUCGCUUCAUUUGAACCUUGAGAGUUGGAUAUGUGCACCACAUGGGGCUUCUGUACUGUCGCCUUUGACUGGAAGGAAACACUGCGCAUACUGUAACAUGCUGGAACCAAAGCCGGAACACCUCGAUGAACACAACUACGACGCAUGUCUGGGUGGCACACGCACAUUCCGCCGCAAGGACCAUUUAGUACAGCAUCUACGGCUCACACACUACCUUGAGACCAUGCCGUUGAUAGACGACUGGAAAACACAAGCUCCCCAAGUGACAUCACGCUGUGGAUUCUGCGACAGACGACUAUCCUCCUGGGAAGAUCGUGUUGAGCAUCUAGCCAGUCACUUCCGCAACGGGUCGACGAUGGAAGAUUGGCAGGGAGAGCAUGACUUUCCGCCGGAAAUCGCGAUGCAUGUUACAAAUGCCUUGCCGCCUUAUUACAUCGGGUCAGAUUCUCGCUGUCUCGUUCCUUUCUCCGUCACGGAUAUCCAUGCAAAGGACCAUGUGGAUCAGAUCUCAUCACGGGCGGCCCUAACUGAGAAUAACAGUCCACAUGAAGAGACCCAAAUAUCACCAUCGGAACAGACAGCUCAUAACCCGCUAGCAUCGUUGAUGGAAGUAUUAGCCACACAUCUCGGUCGGUUUACACGACAAAAGAUAGACCAAGGGAUCAUUCCUACAGAUGAGAUGCUCCAGCAAGAGUCGAGACGAAUUGUCUACGGCUGCGAAGACUCAUGGAAUCAGACAAUCUUCGAUAAUCCCGAGUGGCUUGCUGCAUUUCGCCGUCAGCACAUUGAGCAGCCAAAUGCUGAAAUAGAUGAGCAGGCGCUGUCUACACUUAAUGGUCUUUCAAUCGCGCAACCUUGA